UUUUGACAGCACCCCGGCAACAUCUUCCCCGAGCAACAUAGCACAGGCCUGGGCUGAUCAUCUUCCCCAUCUUCUACCUCAAACCUGUGCCUAUACAACCUCAGUCUUGUGCAUAACCCACAACGGACUGCCAAACACAAAGGUUACUUCAGGGGGUACCCAACGAGGAGAAAGUGUUUCAGUCUGUCCAGAGCCCAGCCUCCGCUUCUACUCAAACAACCUCGACGACACCGCGGCCUGGUGAUUCGUUUCAUUGAUAUCGUCCGAGACUCCAAGCGCACGAGGGCGGGACAAGGUCGCCUUGUACAUAUGUAUUUCGAGCAAUACGACGGUCUGCUGGGGUAGCAAAAGCAGACCAAGUCGGGCAACACAACAACGGUCAUCAUUCUUCAGUAUCCCCAUUCCCCUCUUUCUCCUCAUUUUUACUUCCCAGCCCGGCAUUGGCAAUCUGCCCCCCUCUGUCCAUUCGCGCUAAAGGUCCUCGAGGCCUUCUUACAGCCAAGACACCACCCAAAGAUCAUCAUUAUCAUCACUAUUGUUGUGUCAUUGGCGGUCAUCUUGCCUGUUCCUCCCCGCCCUCGUCAGGCUCGACCUCUUCUCGGCCUCGGUGCUUCUACAACGUGCCAUAGCCGUACGACAUCUCGGCCCUUUCUCCAUUGGCACUUCUUGACGCCAGCUGCAGUUGUGCGUAAACGGCCACUUUAUAGGUUACAGAAAGUGGGUUGAGAAAAGACACUACAACCGAAACUGGCAAUUCUCACAAAGGCGUGGGGUAAACACUCUCCAAAAAAGAGGACUGGUGAUCGGCAAGGUCUAAUACGGGGCUAUUAUUCAGGGCAGUUCGUUGCCCGAGCUUCUGCCUUCGUCCACCCGUUCACUGUUUGGCCCUCACCGGGAAAGAGGAAGGGUUGUGUCUGGCGAAAUAGCGUUGUUGUGCUACUCCGCAGUCUCAUCCUGUCAUCCAUCCCGCGCAAACAUACACUGCCCAACCCACAUCGACGGCGUCCCUUGAACUUCCACCGCCCGGUCUUGACUACUCAAGUCUACAGUUCCCAUUUAGACUUUCCCCUACCCCUCUCCUGACCCCAAAGCGGCCUGCGUCCAUCUCAGUCAGAAUCAAGUAGUACCCAUCCGGACUCCAAGUACACAAGGCAAACAACCCUGGCAUCAUGCUUUCCCAACAUUCCGUUGCCGUUGAGGCCGCUGGUUCCCUACCGGGAAGUCAUGCGCACGAGGCCGGAGAGGCCCGCCCCCAGAAGCCCAAGAAUUUACCGUGCAAAUUCUGUGCGAAGCGAUUCAGGCGCGUCGAGCAUGUUCAGAGACACGAGAGAACCCACACCAAAGAGAAACCUUUCGAGUGCGAAUGGGAAGGAUGUGGAAAGAGAUUCGGACGACGGGAUCUUCUCGUCCGUCACGAGAAGCUUUGCCAUCUCAACGAUGGGGCCAGCAACAACAAUCAUAACGCCAGCAGCAGCAGCAACAGCAGCAACAACAACAGCAACAACAAAAAUGCGAACCACAAAGAUGGUAACAAACGACGCAAAACGUCUUCGUCAAGCGUCGUGUCUCCACCUUCACUAGAGCAUCAUACCGAUAUUCAAAUGAAAACUCAGCAUCGGCCAGCAACGCAAUCUCAGUUCCCCAACGGCAGUAUGCAGCCUUCCAUGGCCUCGUCCAUGCCAUCUGACUCUAGGCUUCUAUCCAGAGGUCCGGCUUGCAAUCUUGAUCUGCUUUCCGAUGCAGCCACGCACCUUGCCUCCGGUGGUGAGGUCAACAACCUGCAGCACAUGCAGCCGACUAUGAUGCAAGGACUCUCACAACAGCAACCCGAUCUCCCUCCGGCCAAGUCUUACCAGGACUCCAUGUCUUUCGCAAAUCACAAUCCAAAGCAGGAACCUGGCGCUAUGAAUGGAGGAUAUUCUACGCAACCCCCGGGCUCCGAAUUUGACCCCCUUUUCAUGGAUGACUAUGCGUCAUCGCACGCUUUCCCUCAACUCUUCGACGGGGAAGCACCGUUUAGUAUGUGGUCUCGCCCUGGACUCGAAAACGGACUACGGGGUGGCCCCUCGAAGCCCAAUUCGACAUUUCCUUCGAGGUUUCCGUCGGUACAGCCGGAGCUUCGAGAUGGUCCAGACGGGAGUGCCAGACUGCAUGCUGAUACGAUGAAAGCAGCAAAUUUGACGAUUUCGGCAAAGGACCAUUCCGUCAUGAAAGCCAAGCUCGAUGAGUUCUCUUCGGUUCUGCCCAGCAACUUCGUAUUUCCUUCGCGCCAUACUUUGCAGAGAUUCCUGGAGGGCUAUUUCACUGGGUUCCAUGACCAUCUUCCCUUCAUUCAUCUGCCGACCUUUUUACCCGUGGAAGCUUCCCCUGAAUUGCUACUAGCCAUUACUUCCGUAGGUGCCCAGUACCGCUUUGAGCGAUCUAGAGGCCAUGCGCUCUGGUAUGCCGCCAAAGCUGUUGCCUUGGAACAGAUCCGACGACGAAAUAGUUACGAAGUGCAGGGCCUUCUACCGACUUCGGCGGCAUAUAGCCCCCAUUCCACGAGACCAUCACCGAGCUCAGGGUUUCGACACUCGUAUCCUUCUGUUCAUCGAGACCGCCCAGUCACUCAAGACACACACCGGGAGCCCUACUCCCCUAAUACCCCCCAGUCACGCCUCGAGACCAUUCAAGCAAUGCUUCUUCUUUUCGCUAUAGGUCUGUGGGGGGCCAAAGCCAUCCUCCACGAGGCACUGUCCCUGCAGAGCCAACUUGCCCUCUUGGUCAGGGAAGAGGGUCUCCAGGGCGAGCCCAACCAAGCGCCCGACUGGGAGAGCUGGGUACGCACCGAAUCAGCGACUCGAACGAAGCUGAUAGCAUACUGCUUCUUCAACCUCUGCAGUGUUGCGUACAACACGGUCCCCCUACUCCUUACAUCCGAGGUCCAGCUCUAUCUGCCCAAUGCCACUCGUUUGUGGAGAGCAGGAGAUGCGAACCAGUGGCAAGAAGUGCGACAAACCUCUCCCAAUACCGAAGUCCCUUUGCCAAUCGCGUUUUCUCGGUUGUUCAAUCGUGGGAUCCAGGGCCCGCCUCCACAACUCACGUCACUGGGUAACUACGUUCUUAUCCAUGCUAUCCUCCAGCACAUCUUUCUGCUCAAGCAGGCAACUUUUGCAACGUCCCUGGGAAUGCAGAGAGCCCUAAGGGGGCAGGAGAAUGAGGAUAUUUGUCAAGCGAUUCGAGUGUGGUUUCACAGUGUUGAGCAGCAACGACACGUAGAGGGGUUCGAUACGUGGGAUCCUGUCGACUCCAAUUCGGUGGCCUUGCACAGGGUGGCGUUCAUCAGGCUGAAUACGGACUUGAAUGCGAGUCGCCAUCUCGAAUCGCGUGCUUACAACGCCGCUGGGCGGGCCUAUGCGGAGGCACCGCUGCUUUUGCGUGGUAUGCUACUCAAUCGUGCAGUAUAUCAAGCUAUUCAGGCACUUAGCCCGCUGGUCAAGAUGGGUGUCAACUACGUGGCGAGGACCAAGUCGCCUGAAUGGGGGGUGCAACAUUCCAUGAGCAACAAUGAAUGCGCCGUCCUAAUAUCCAAAUGGCUCUUGACCCUCGCGUCCAUCGGCCCAACUGACCCGCCGAUCACAUCUGAAGAAAGCCAGCUCCUCGAGGGCCUCCGCCGCAUGUUAGACGAGACCGAGUUCGCCGUUCCCAUUGACCCGGCCAUCGGCGGAGGGGCACAACAAGAUCACAACCACCAGCAGAGGUCGACCGACGGGCCAGCUACCGACCCCACCAACCUUCGCCAGCUCGCGGCGGCCGUAGUCAGGUUAUGGGCCGAGACGUUUAGGGGCACUCAUAUCUUUGAGUUUGUGGACAUGAUGGGUUCUGGUUUGGAAACCUACGCGUAUCAUAUUGAGAAUCCAAGGGACAGGACGCCGUUGGCUAUGGGGAGGAUGGGUAACAAUCAUCAGAUGCAAAUGUAGUGAGGGGCAGCAUGAUUGACUGGUUUGGGAAGAAAUCUUUGGUAUAGGGAUGGGUGAACAAAGGGACAGAGGCUCGGUGUCUCUUUGUUUGGGGAAACAUUACACUGGCGGAAUGUCAUGGCGUUACCCGCCGGUCCGUGUGGGCGUUGAACAGGCGGUUUUGGAAAGAAAUGAGUGCUAACAUAGAAACCAUCAUAUUACUAUUCAGGUUGAUGUUAGAGAACCGCUAAUUCGAUUGGGGAGACACGGUUUCUUCGUAUAACGUAGAACUAUACUUGUAAGGCUCUGUUAUCGUCGGAAAGCCUUACACUCUACCUUUCAUCUAAGCAGGGCAGAGUCAUCUACGUUUGUCUCAAUC
Messenger RNA from Neurospora crassa OR74A, 4317 nucleotides. RefSeq lists its product as hypothetical. Gene Ontology annotation, molecular function: zinc ion binding; RNA polymerase II cis-regulatory region sequence-specific DNA binding; DNA-binding transcription factor activity, RNA polymerase II-specific. Lineage: Eukaryota; Fungi; Ascomycota; Sordariomycetes; Sordariales; Sordariaceae. The record is from RefSeq and is a predicted model, not a curated record. The transcript has 6 exons. Gene Ontology annotation, biological process: regulation of transcription by RNA polymerase II; DNA-templated transcription. The coding region runs from base 1170 to 3959 and encodes 929 amino acids. Gene Ontology annotation, cellular component: chromatin.